AUACGACAUAAAUUUAUGAUAAUGUAACGCUCUGGCUGAGUGGUGCGUGUCUCCAGUGACGCGCUGUGUGGCUGCAUCAGCGCACGGUUGCAACGCGACAGUUCGCAGAGACGUUUUUUCUCCCGUUAUUAUCGCACAGUGGCUCUAACGUACGUUCCAGAAUGGAGACUAAACCGGUCAUCACCUGCCUUAAAACCCUCCUCAUCGUAUACUCCUUCGUGUUUUGGAUAACAGGAGCCAUCCUGCUGGCAGUGGGAAUAUGGGGGAAGGUGAUGCUGGGCCCGUACAUCUCUCUGAUAGCCGACAACUCCACCAACUCUCCGUACGUCCUCAUCGGAACCGGGACCGUCAUCAUCGUUUUUGGCCUGUUUGGAUGCUUUGCCACCUGCAGAGGAAGCCCAUGGAUGCUGAAGCUGUAUGCCAUGUUUCUGUCGCUCGUCUUCCUCGCUGAGUUAGUGGCUGGGAUCUCUGGAUUUGUGUUUCGCCAUGAGAUAAAGGGAACCUUUCACAGGACAUACACUGACGCCGUUCUGAAUUACAACGCUGAGGAUGAGGCGAGCCGUGCUGUUGAUUACUUGCAGCAUACGCUGCGUUGCUGUGGAGUGUAUAACUACACUAGUUGGUUUGGCAGUGUGUAUUACCCAUCCAACGGCAUUCCUGCCAGCUGCUGCUUUAACUCCUCUGACUGCAAACCAGAAGACCUCCGCAAUGCAACUCUAGCCUUGAACAAGGUCUACCACCAGGGCUGCUACGAGCGGGUCACUUCAUUCAUGGAGACCAACAUGGCCAUUAUUGCAGGAGUGACGUUUGGGAUUGCCUUCUCACAGCUGAUUGGCAUGUUGCUGGCCUGCUGUCUGUCCAGGAUCAUCACAGCCAAUCAGUAUGAGAUGGUUUAGCUGAUGUGACGUGGCAGGAGAAGAAGAGACAAAGAGCCUUGACACAUGACGAGAGUAAAUUCCCAAAACACUAUCACACGUCUGAAUUGGAAUUGACCUCCCUCCGUCUCUCUUCCUGUGAUCUUCAUGUAAUAUCUUAAUGUAUCUUACUGUAAAGCACCAUUCCUCAACUCACUGCUGUUGCAUCAAAGCGUUCUAUACCACACAUCCCACCGCUGCUUGAUGUAUAAGUUCAUUAGCACAUAUCUCGGAUCAAUACAGCCUACAACAAGCAGGUAGACCAGAGUUGUUUGAGUUGACGGCGGUGUUGGUCUCAGAUAGGCGUUUGGGUGAAACUUGGCUUCUCUGUUGGCUGCAGCAUGCUCCACCGACCGUCAUCAGAAGACCACUGCACAUCUUUGUACAGAAUGACGUUACUAAAGCUUGAAAGUUUUGAAAAAUGUAAUAGAUAGGUUUAGUUUUGCAUUUGACUUUGCUAUUGCUCACCAUUGUAUAUUCCUAUGGUUGUGACAUUUUUUUAACUGAUCUUGUGUACUGAGGUGGAUAGUUUAAGUUUAUAUGAAAAAUAAGGAAACUGACAAAGGAGAGAAAAGGAAGGAUUGUAUUAGUGCAUUUUUACCUGUAAACGAGGCACGCUAUUUCUUUGACUGGAUAUUUUAUCCCAAAAGCAGAUUAUGAUGUACAUUAUGUGUUAAAAUUAUAAUUCAAUAUCAAUUAAUGGGAUAAAUACACAAGAAUACAGAUUCUGAAUGAACUGUCAAACACCCUCAGUAACUUAAAAUAACGCUCAACUUUGCACUAAUUUACAGCUCCUACAUACACUUAUGAUACUUAAUGUAACUUAAUCUCUUGUUGGAGAUUUUUUAUUCCUCAAGAAAAACAAACACAUAAUGUCAGUUGAGACACAAAUCUGUUAAAAUAUAGACUGAAGGUCGGGUCACACCAGAAAGUAAUGUUACAGUAUCUCUGACUCUAAAGACAUGAUAAGUUCAAACCGUUUAUUCAAAAGACGGAGUUGUACCAUCGACUCCUGUCUCAUAACUGUUUGCGAGCCCAUUUCAUGGAGAAGUUUAUACUCUGACAGAGAAGGGUAAAUAAAGAUGGAUCAUGCAACACACAGCUAAAAUGCUACAAUAACUUCCUCAGUGUUGGCACUCACUUGUUCCCCUAAAGGUCAGUUCUGGUAAUACAUCUGUCAAGAUGACUUGUUAUUGGUCAACAGCGCAAAUUAGCUUGUCAUAGCUCAGCAACAUUAAACUCAAUGCAGAUUUACUUUGUCUAAUUUGGUCUAGAUUUCAUUUAAUAUAAUUUGCCAUUAUUUCACCACAAAAUCCAGGUUCAAAUGCUGGUGUGACCCUGCCAUUUCAGGCUCUAAAUCAAGCCUAACACUCAAUACAAACUUUAACUGAAUUUUGCAUGCUUCAAACCACGUAGUUCCUAUGAGGUGUCGUCUAAAGGCAGAAGUGUUUAUAGCUGUUUGGAACGGCCACACUUGAAGGCAAGAUGAAAAACUUAGAAAGGGAUAAGAUGCAAUGAAUCAUACAAAUAGGGACAACAGCUCACAGUCUCUCUUCUCAAAGGCAUUCAUAAUGUUACACCCGUUGUUAGAUGAAAUUGGACAGAUUCUUCUAUGUGACUAAGUGUGCUGCUUGAUGAUCCAACAAGCACGUCAUUUUAAGCAUACUGACACCGUAGUAAUGUUUCAGUUAUGGUUUCAGUACUUGUCUUUCUGGUUUAUGAAAAAGUAACUGACUAAAUAAAAAAUUAAGAUUAAGUUUUAAAAAGCAACAGCUGAGAAUCUUGUUUUUGUCGAUCUCCAAUGGUUAAAGUUCUCACCUUGUUGCAGUGAUGUACAGGUGUACCUGACAUCACUGUUGGGCAUGGUUACAGGUGCAACAAAACAAGGACUCUGGGUGUUAAUAACAAGCUUUUCAACCAGAAGGGGUCAGUGAAACACAGAUUUCAGUCUGUUAGGGUGAUAUCAAAUCAUAUCAAUUGUUUUCUCCUGGAAUAUAAUGCCAGCUGGGUGUUGACAGUGACAGAAGUCGAUGUGAGAGAUACGCAGGACUCCAACAGUGUUCAUCUAGUAUUUACAGUAUUCUAUGUAGUGCAUCAACAUGCCAUCAUCACCCUCAUCAUCACUUGUAGAUAUUUAUGGGAAAUGUAAUUUAUAUAAUGUAAUGGUUCUCAUUCUAAUAAGCUAAUCGGUAAAAAAAUGUUGUGUCACAGUUUUGAUUCCGCACCUUGUGCUGUUAAUCUGUAUUUGUUAUAGUUUAUAGGACUCGCACUGGAAAAAUAAUUGUGGCCAACGUUUUGUUGAAAAUAACAUGCACAUGUAGAUGUUUCAAUUUAGCUGUAUAUUUAUUAUGGUUUGGUUGGCAUUAAGUUUACUGUUUUACCAAGUGAUUUUCUCUCUCUCUUUCAGUGUGAGUGUGUGGGGUUUUUGUGUGUCUUUAUUUGACUGUGUCCUUAACCUUGAGUGUGUAUUUUCUGUGUGUGUGUGUGUGUGUGUGUGUGUGUGUGUGUGUGUGUCUGUCUGCGUGUGUGCGCAUGCGUGAGAGAGUCUAGAUUUUGUGGAUCAUGUUAUAUUCAAUUUUGGUCUGUGUUUGGUUGUGGCUUUUCAAACCUUUUUGCUUUUAAAGCUGAACAUUUAUUUAGUGAAUGUAUGUUUUCCAACACUGAAAUGUAUUUUUUCCUUCCCCAAACUGAUGUUGUCCUGUAAAUACUAAAUUGUAAUAUCAUCCUGCUUACACAUGGGGUCACCAGACACUCAAAAAGAAUUGCACCAUGCUGUCUACUAUUGACUAAGUCACCAUCAGUGGUCUUAUUAUCAAUAAAUAUACAGAAUAACAA
Sander lucioperca (pikeperch) is the source of this 3749-nucleotide messenger RNA. It is a transcript of the gene tspan7, whose product is annotated as tetraspanin 7b. The transcript is spliced from 8 exons. Gene Ontology annotation, cellular component: membrane. The record is from RefSeq and is a predicted model, not a curated record. The coding region runs from base 162 to 896 and encodes 244 amino acids. NCBI's taxonomy places the organism in Eukaryota, Metazoa, Chordata, Actinopteri, Perciformes, Percidae.